Molecule: messenger RNA, 1656 nt
Organism: Camellia sinensis
Lineage: Eukaryota; Viridiplantae; Streptophyta; Magnoliopsida; Ericales; Theaceae
Product: vinorine hydroxylase
Molecular function (GO): oxidoreductase activity, acting on paired donors, with incorporation or reduction of molecular oxygen; heme binding; monooxygenase activity
Source: RefSeq, a predicted model, not a curated record
AAAUAUAAAGCAUCAUAAUAUAACAUCAAAUCCUCUAGUCUCAUACCAUUCAAUACGCAUGAAUAUGGAUUUCCUUUCUAAUCUAUUAGCAAUUACAGGAGUCAUAGUUCUGGUCUUCAUGUACAAUCAAUGGAGAUCAAGGACUAAAUCUAAAACCACAAAAAAGACCAAGUCACCCCCCGAACCAGAGGGUGCAUGGCCUAUCAUAGGUCACAUGCACCUCCUAGCCGGGGGAAAGCCAAUCGCCCGGCCCCUAGCCGACCUGGCCGACAAAUAUGGCCCCAUCUACAAAAUCAACCUCGGCGUCCAGCCGGUAGUCGUGGUGAGCAGUUGGGAAGCCAUGAAAGAAUGUUUCACCACCAACGACAAGGCCUUGGCCUCACGCCCAGAUUCCAGCACAGCCAAGUACCUCAGCUACAACUUAGCACUCUUCGGGAUCGCUCCUUACGGGUCCUACUGGCGAGAGAUGAGAAAGAUUGCAAUGCUCGAAUUACUCUCGGCUCGUAGACUCGAGAUGCUCAAACAUGUCAGGAUAUCCGAGUUGAGUACAAGUAUCAAACAAUUGUAUUGCAUUUCUUCCAAAAAAUAUGGUUCUGGAAAAGGAGUGGUGAUCAGUGAAUGGAUUGAGCAAUUGACUUUGAACAUAAUCACGAGGAUGAUCGCCGGGAAGACGUAUGGAGAAGAUGUGGAGGCGCGGAAGUUUAGGAAGGUUGUGAAGGAGUUUAUGUUUGUGAGUGGCGAUUUUUUGCUUUCGGAUUGGCUUCCGUAUAGGGUAUUGAAAUGGGUGGACAUGUUGGGGAAAUUGAAGAAUAUUAAAAGGAUUAUGAAGGAGUUGGAUUUGAUUGUGGGAAGUUGGAUUGAAGAACAUGUUGGGAGGAAGAGAGAGGAGAGUAAGGAAGGGGAUGAGCAGGACUUUAUAGAUGUGAUGUUGUCUGUAAUUGAUGACUCGUUUACUCAGGACCACACACGCGAGACUGUCAUCAAGGCCACCAUACUGAACAUCAUCUUAGCAGGCUCCGACACCACCGCCAUAACCUUGACAUGGAUCAUGUCCGCACUUCUCAACAACAAGCACGCACUCAGCCGUGCCCAACAAGAGAUCGACACCAAAGUCGGCAAAAACACAUGGGUCGAAGAGUCCGAUAUCAAGAAUUUGGUCUAUCUCCAAGCCAUUGUCAAGGAAAUUCUUCGUCUCUACCCACCAGGCCCCAUAGCUGUUCCCCACCAAGCCACUGAAGACUGCCAAAUCGGCGGCUACGAUAUUCCCAAGGGCACUCGCUUGUUCCCCAACGUCUGGAAGCUGCACCGAGACCCUCGGGUUUGGACCGACCCGGAUGAGUUUGUGCCCGAUAGGUUCUUGACGACCCAUGCGGAGGUUGAUGUGUCGGGCCAGCAGUUUGAGUUCACUCCGUUUGGAUCGGGUCGGAGGGCUUGCCCCGGGAUUGGAUUUGCGUUGCAAGUGACGCACUUGACGAUGGCUCGGCUGCUUCAGGGUUUUGACUUUGCGACGCCGUUGAAUGAGCCGGUGGACAUGACUGAAGGCUUGGGUAUUACGUUGCCCAAGGCAACUCCGCUGGAAGUCAUCGUCACCGCUCGGCUUGACUCUCAACUUUAUGAAUGAAUCAUCCACUAGCUAUCUGAUCUCAAAACAAAAAA